CUGGCCCGGCGCGUGACAGCCUAGGAAACCCGAGUACACACCUAUGGUACACACUGACCUGAAGACCUGGUGCUGCGCGUGCUGUCUCAGGAGGUUAUUUGGGAAGUUCACCUGGCUGUAACUGAUGGAGACCAGACAACAAGAGUUGUACUCUAGUGUUCUGAGCGAAGCAGUGGUGGACUGGGGCAGCAUGGGUCCCGGAGAGGAAUGGGUUAACUCAUCCACACACGAGGGAGAGCAGGGUUUGAAUGAGGGUUUGUUUUCCCGGAUUGACGAAGAAUCUGUGAAAGAGAAGUCAUACUGUGAAGACUUUGCUCCAGUGGCCCAAAAUGGGAAAAAUCUCACAGAAAGCAGUACAAGUUGUCAAGAGAAUAAUCCCUGGGGUCAGACAUCACAGUCGCAGGCUAACUGCGUCAUGUCCACCUCUUGGGAUAUGCAACUGGAAGACAAAGAGAGGGGACGUCUCGCAGCAGGAUAUCUGGACUCAGAUCCACUGAGAGAGGCUGAUGAAGAUUUAGUCUCUGAAGUCAACUUAAACAACUCCAUCAUCACAGAUGAGGAGAGAGAGGAGAUUCAGCAAGAACUAGCUAAACUGGAAGAGGAGAUCAGCACACUGAGGCAGGUUUUGUCGUCCAAAGAGAAGCAGCAUGCAGAGCUCAAACAGAAACUGGGCAUCAAUCCGCUGAGCGAGAUGAAAAACAACUUGAGCAGAGGCUGGCAAGACAUGCAGACCUCUACGGCCUAUAAGAAGACGUCAGAGACACUGUCCACAGCAGGGCAGAAAACCUCAGCAGCCUUCAGCACACUGGGCAGCGCCAUCACCAGAAAGUUUGGAGACAUGAGGUCCAACUCUAUAGGCUACUCUAUCAGACACUCUAUGAGCAUGCCCGCCAUGAGAAAUUCUCCCAGCUUCAAGUCUUUUGAGGAGAAAGUUGAGAACACCGUGACCACUAUCAAGACAAAGGUUGGUGGUUCAGAGACCGGAGGCAGCUUUGAGGACGUCCUCUCCUCUGCAGCGAACGCCAGCUCUCAGGACACGCCCACCAGCCCCUCGACGGACAGCACUGAGAAGACGUGUUAGAGCUGCAGCAACAGCACGAGGCGGGACUUAAGCCAAGAACUCUGACCAAUGCUGUAUCCCAGCACCUAACUACUCAAGGCUCCUGCUGAAAUGUUACACUUUUAUUGGAUAACAAAAAAAAGUCUCCUUCUCUGCAACAAAAAAAAUCCAGUAUAUAGUAGAAAAUUGACACCAUUCACUCCAAAUAUCCCAAAGCUUUAAGAAUUUUUUUUAUUAUGAGCAAGCAAGACCAAACAAAUGGCCCUCCAAACCAUGUUGAACCACAGGUGUGGAUCAGAUGAAGGCUAAGGGGAAAGCAGUCAAGCCUUUAGGAAACAUUUAUGAAAUUUCAGGAGGAUUAUGAGCCGAGUCAAAUGUCAGCUUGUGGGGCUGAAAACUCAGCUGACAAAUCACAGCUUGAAUUCCUUCAACACAAAAUACAAGGCUCUGACUUCUAUUCAGCUUCCAUUCCCUGAUGCUAAAGUUUCAAAACUCUACAACAUCAACACAUAACUUUAAUACCAAGAAGGAAAAUCACUUUAAAGUUUUAACUAUAAACCGGUACUACUUUUUUACGAAAGAAAUGUUUAAAUAUGGCUUGAAAUCCAAGUAAAGUCCUGGAUAAAACUGUAACAUGUACAAAUGAUUUCACACUAAAACAGGAAAUCCUCUUCAGCCAUCUAAAAGGUUCUUUUUGCUGUAAUACCACUUACUAUGUAAAAAAUACAUGUAACACAGAUAUGCGCAUUUUCUGUUGCCGGCAGUUUGCGUUGGGGCCCUCUUCAAUUUCAUAAUUGUACUGAGCACACAUUUUAGGUUGGUGCAUUGUUACUAGAGAAUAAAGUAAUCUGUAGAAAGAAAAUGACCCCGUAGACUUGAGCCAUGAGCCGUGUAGUUUGGGCAAAAACAGGUCGUAUUUUGAAAUGUAACGAUAGAGCAUCUUUUCAUGUUUUUCUUAUGACAGAGUAGAAAUGGGAAGUCAAAGAACAGAGAAUAGAUUUGUUACUUAAUUUAAUAAAGUCUUAUGCUGGCUGUUUAAAAAAAAAACAACACACAGCUGCUAAACAACUAUUACACAUCAGGCUCAUCCUGAAGGUCAACAGAUGCUGACAUGUCGUGACCCUGAUAACACACAAGGUUUUCACCUGCUCUAAUAACACCACACCGGUUUCGUUAUGGACCAAAAAGAAA
Labrus mixtus (cuckoo wrasse) is the source of this 2251-nucleotide messenger RNA. It is a transcript of the gene tpd52l1, whose product is annotated as tpd52 like 1. NCBI's taxonomy places the organism in Eukaryota, Metazoa, Chordata, Actinopteri, Labriformes, Labridae. The coding region runs from base 125 to 1081 and encodes 318 amino acids. The record is from RefSeq and is a predicted model, not a curated record. Gene Ontology annotation, cellular component: cytoplasm. The transcript has 11 exons. Gene Ontology annotation, biological process: positive regulation of apoptotic signaling pathway; positive regulation of MAP kinase activity.